Messenger RNA from Theileria parva strain Muguga, 2373 nucleotides. RefSeq names its product MutS domain V family protein (gene msh2). Lineage: Eukaryota; Apicomplexa; Aconoidasida; Piroplasmida; Theileriidae. Gene Ontology annotation, biological process: mitotic recombination; mismatch repair. The record is from RefSeq and is a predicted model, not a curated record. Gene Ontology annotation, cellular component: MutSalpha complex; nucleus. The coding region runs from base 1 to 2373 and encodes 790 amino acids. Gene Ontology annotation, molecular function: mismatched DNA binding; ATP-dependent DNA damage sensor activity; ATP binding. The transcript is spliced from 9 exons.
AUGUUUACGAGUAGUGACAAGUAUAAUGAUUUACCUUCCGAUGAGGAGGAGAUAACAUUAAUAAAGCACGUGAAAACAAACACUUUAAACUUGAAUGUUAAGGUUUUGGGCGUUGUCGUGAAGACGAUAUCCUCCCUGGUCAAGCAAGUUGGAAUUUCGCUAAUUAACUUCUCGGAAAAUGCCAUUAAAGUCUCUGAAAUUUCCGAUAACGAAUAUUUUACUAAUUUGGAAUCUUUAAUUUUACAAAUUAAUCCUUCCAACUGCGUUCUCGCAAUUCCCAAAGAUUCACUCGAUUAUAAACGAAUCAACCACGUCAUCGCCGUAUGUAACCUCAAAACCACCUUCAAAUUCAUCAACAACAAAGAAAUCGAUCUUCUCGACGAUUUUAAGGUGACGAACUCGUUGGAGUAUUUGUUGAUGGACGACGAUUCGGUGAAGAACCACAUGAAGGAGAUAAGCUUAAAACUUGCGAUGAAGGCGUUUUGCCUAACUGCUGAUUUCAUUAACUACAAGGACCGGAAUUACAAGUCACACUUCACUCUCUCUAUUUAUACCAUGGAUAAUUACCUCUGCCUCGAUCGCGCCGCUUUCAACGCUCUUUCCAUACUACCACACAAUAAUCAACAGUGUGUGAAGAUGAGUUUGUAUGAUUUGUUGAAUAAGUGUAGAACGAGUAUUGGUUCUCAGUUGCUGAAGAUGUGGAUAACGCAGCCGUUGGUGAGUGUGGUGGAUAUAAAAAAGCGGCAGGACUGUGUGGAGGCGUUCAAGUCAAUGUACAGAACUAUCCAGUCUGAAUGUCUCCGUAAGGUGCAGAAUUUAGAUCAGAUUCUGACGAAAUUUAAAAAUUUCGACAUGGGAGUUGAGACUAAAUGUACUAAGCAGCCGAGUUUCGAGGACCUCGUAGUUCUCUACGAUUGUAUCAUAUCGGCCAAUAGGCUAAAUCAGUUCACCUUUAAAAGAUAUGACGGCGUACACUCUCACACGAUCCGUGAGUUGUUUGCAGAACCUCUGAGUAAGAUUUCGAGUAAAUUUGAGAGUUACCUAAGACUAGUGGAGAAGACAGUUGAUUUAAAAGAGGCUGAAAAUAGAGUCUACGUGUUUAACCGUAACUUCGACGAGAGUUUGAAGAAAAUCUCUUCAAAGCUUGAUCAGAUACGGUAUGACAUAGAGAUGCAACGCCAGGCUAUACAAAAUGAGUUACCAUACUCAUCUGGUAAAAAGGGGAACCAGGUUAAAAUUGUGGAGUGUAACACCUUGGGGUUUUUGUUUAGGGUAGCCAAGAAAGACCACCCAUCUCUAAUGAAAGCGCAGAUCCCCGGCGUCAGUAUAGAAAAAGUCAGACUUAACAAGAACGAGUUUCUCUUUACAACUGCUAAACUAAGGAGACAAUGUACUUUAUACAAGAACACACUUGAGUUAUACGAAGAGUCCCAGGAUCUCAUGGUUAAAAGGACCUUUAAAGUCGCAUGCACUUACUGGACACUCCUGGAGCGGUUUAUUAAGAUUAUCGCCACUCUUGACGUUUUAACUGCGUUUGCCGAAGUCGCCACGCUUUUUAACUAUGUUAGGCCCACAAUCGAUGAGACGGGGAAAACUGUUAACCUCACCGAAGCCAGACACCCACUCGUCGAAUACGUACUCUCCUCAAACUCAUUCAUUCCCAAUGAUUUAUACAUGGAACGGGAUCGCUCCAGAGUACAAAUCAUCACUGGACCAAACAUGGGAGGGAAAUCAACAUACAUCAAACAAAUCGGCCUGAUAGCGAUAUUGAAUCAGAUAGGCUCAUUUGUGCCGUGUAAGAAGGCGAAAUUGCCGAUUUUUAAGCAUAUCCUAUGCAGAAUCGGGGCCUCAGAUAUACAACAACGAGGAGUUUCCACGUUUUUGGCUGAAAUGGUUGAGUCAGCCGCCAUACUACGAAUCGCCAAUGAACACUCUCUAGUCAUCAUCGAUGAACUCGGACGAGGCACAUCCACUCACGAUGGGUUUGGAUUAUCAUGGGCGAUAGUGGUGGAUUUGAUAGAGCGUGCGAAAUGUUUUUGUCUAUGUGCUACACACUUUCACGAAAUGGGCUCUCUCGCUUUAGAGCAUUUUGGAGUGGUGAAUAAGCAUUUAACGGCGCAGUUUUAUGAUUCCAUCAACAGCAUGACAUUUCUCUACAAGGUAAAGGACGGAGUAUGCAAAAAAUCAUUCGGAAUCAACGUCGCCAUCAUCGCCAAGUUCCCCCAAGACGUGAUAGAGAGUGCGCAGAAUAAGUUGAAGGAGUUGGAGCGUAAAUAUAGUCCGAGGCGUACGGAUUUAAUUAAAGAUUUAUUAAGAUCACCCACAUUCACAGAAUUCAAAAAUAGCCUUCAAACACUCGCUCUCGAAGCUUAA